Molecule: messenger RNA, 1275 nt
Organism: Aspergillus ibericus CBS 121593
Lineage: Eukaryota; Fungi; Ascomycota; Eurotiomycetes; Eurotiales; Aspergillaceae
Product: SDR family oxidoreductase
Exons: 3
Coding region: 187-1110 (307 amino acids)
Source: RefSeq, a predicted model, not a curated record
CUGACUCCGGCUUCAAGCGGGAUUAAUGGAUUUAAGCGCGCGCCGGACUUAGUCUAUACGAGGGCUGACCCGAUGGGAGCCAUCUACAUCAAUGGCUUGACCACCGUAUAAAUAGCUCAAUCUCUUCAACAUUUCAUCUGGAUCUCCUCUUCAUCCUCGUCAAUCAUAAGCACCAGAUACAUCGCAAUGGCCGCUCCCAACACAAAACCCUACCAUCUCCCCCCGGACGCUGUCUGGUUCAUAACCGGCUGCUCCUCCGGCAUCGGCCACGCCCUCGCCCACCACAUCGCAACAUACCACCCAACGCACCGCCUCAUCGCAACCGCCCGCAACCCCAGCACCCUAUCCACCCUCCCCAGCCACCCCAACAUCCUCAAACUCCCCCUCGACGUAACCUCCCCCACCUCCAUCGAAUCCAGCAUCCAAACCACCCUCUCCACCUUCCACCGCAUUGACAUCCUCGUCAACAACGCCGGCUACACUUUGGUGGGGGACACCGAAAUCGCCGAAGACGACGAGUCCCGGGCCCUCUUCGAUACGAAUUUCUGGGGCAUGGUGGAUACGACGAAGCGCGUGUUGGGGAGUAUGCGGGAGGGUGGGAGCGGGGGUGUCAUUCUGAAUGUGAGUUCGUUGGGCGGGUUUGUGGGGUUUCCGGGGAGUGCGUUUUAUCAUGCGAGUAAGUUUGCUAUGGAGGGGUGGACGGAGGCGGUUGCGAAGGAGUUACCUGCGGAGUGGAAUAUCCAUCUCUGCAACAUCGAGCCCGGCGGCGUCCAAACCAACUACGCGACGACGAGUCUGAAGAUGAUGGCCAAGGGGAGACAUCCGGCGUAUGCGGAUCCCACGUAUCCCACGAGUGUCUUGUUGGCAUAUAAGAGCAACGAGGAGAAUCGACGGUUGUGGGCAAAGCCGGACAAGAUCGCGGCGGCCAUUUAUCGGCUGGUGAGUCGGGGUCAACGGAUUCCGAUUCGGGUUCCGCUGGGGGCGGAUGCUCGGGGCAUGAUUUUGAUGGAGUUGGAGGGGGUGAGGAGGGAUUUGGAGGAGAUGGAGGAGUUGAGUCUGAGUGUGGGGGAUGCGGAGCAGUUGGAUUCGAUUGCGUUUUUGCAGAAAUAGUGGGGGUGGUUUGGUGUGGAGUGCAGUGUAGAUGUGUAAGAUAUGUAUGAUGUUGAUAGUACACUGCAUGAAAUUUGGGAUUGAAGUAAAAAUACAUUAUGCUUCUAUAGUUCAUGUACCUCCGUGAUAGCUUUCUUUCCCAUUGACCAGUCAUCUAGUCACCGC